AUGUUUUACAUCAUCCGCCGCUUUUUCGCAACCCAACACACAAAUCUUUCAAAAAAGAUAAUUUCUUUCGAAACCCCAAAUCAAUGUUAUAUGGAACUAUCUCAAAAAUUUUACGAAUCAAUGAAAGAAUGCGUAAGAAUUCGGUCGAAACCUUUGGCUCAAGGGCUGCAUUGUCAAUUGAUCACAACGGGUUUAAAAGGGUCGGUUUUUAUUCAAAAUAAUGUGAUUAGUAUGUAUGCAGGCUGUGGGUUAAUCGAUGAGGCGAUGUUUGUGUUUAAUGAGAUUGAGUUGAAAAAUGUGUUUAGUUGGAAUGCACUGAUUGAAGGGUUGGUUGAUAAUGGGCGGGUAAGUGAUGCAGAGAAGGUGUUUGAUGAAAUGCCUCAAAGAGAUGUUGUUUCUUGGAAUUCUAUGAUGUCGGGUUAUUUCCGUAACGGGAUGGUGGAGAAGUGUGUGGAGGUGUUUGUGGAAAUGGUUAGGAGGUUUGAAUGUGUUCCUAAUGUGUAUUCGUUUACUUGUGUGAUGAAAGCGUGUGCUUGUGUUAAAGAUUUGAACUUGGCUAUGCAAGUGCACGGGUUGGUUACAAAGUUUGAGUUUUUAAGGGAUGAUUCUGUUGAGUCGUCGGUGGUUGAUAUGUAUAUUAAGUGUGGGAAGCCGGAUUUUGCUGAACGUGUUUUUUUAAAGAUGGUGAACCCGAAUUUGUUUUCUUGGAAUUCCAUGAUCUAUGGUUACUCGCAAUUAUAUGGUGCACCAAAGGCUUUGGAGUUUUUUGAAAGAAUGCCUAAAAGGGAUAUUGUUUCUUGGAACAUGAUUAUUUCUAUUCUGUCUAAGCAUGGGAAUGUUGUGAAGACGCUUGGUAUGUUUAUUGAGAUGUGUCAUCAAGGUUUUAGACCAUAUUCCAUGACAUAUGCUAGUGUUCUCAGUGCUUGUACCAGCGUAUAUGAACUUGGAUGGGGGACUCACUUGCAUGCCAGGAUUAUCAGAUUUCAACUAAGUGUUGAUGAGUUUGUCGGUAGUGGUCUUAUUGACUUGUAUGCUAAAUGUGGGAAUUUCAAAAAAGCACGUCAGGUAUUUAAUGAUAUGAAAGAGCACGACAUAGUAUCAUGGACUUCACUUAUGGGUGGCGCAGCACAUUGUGGCAAUGGAAGCGAGGCGUUUUCAUUGUUUAAAGAGAUGAAAAAAGUACCCGUGGUUUCUGAUCAAUUCACUCUAGCAACUGUUUUAGGAGCUUGUAGUAACUUGAAGGACAGUAAUCUUGGAAGCCAGAUUCAUGCAUACUCAGUCAGACUUGGUAUUGACCAUUUAAUCCCAGUAGCAAAUGCUCUUAUUACAAUGUAUGCCAAAUGCGGUGAUAUUCAGAGUGCAAAAAACACAUUUCAGUGGAUGUCACAUAGAAAUCUCAUAUCUUGGACAACAAUGAUCACAUCAUUCUCUAAUAGUGGUUAUGUUGAAAAGGCUCAAGAAUAUUUUGAUAAUAUGCCUGAACGAAAUGUUGUUUCUUGGAACUCAAUGUUAGGGGGAUAUGUACACCAUGGAUUAUGGGAAGAGGGUCUCAAAGUUUAUGUUUUGAUGAGACAAAAAGGGGUAAAACCAGAUUGGAUUACUUUUGUAAGUUCAAUUGGUGCAUGUGCAGAUGCAGCCAUACUAAAACUUGGGAACCAAAUCGUUUCUGAAGCUGAAAAAUUUGGUUUUGCUUCUGAUGUUUCAGUUAAAAACACAAUCAUUACCAUGUAUUCAAAAUGCGGUCGUAUUAAAGAAGCAGAAAAAACAUUUGAUACGAUGCCUAUCAAGAAUUUGAUUUCAUGGAACGCAAUGAUGGCUGGGUAUGCCCAAAGUGGUCAGGGUAAUCAAGUAAUUUAUACUUUCGAAAAGAUGAUUAGUUCGGGAAUAAUGCCCGACGAUAUAAGUUAUGUGUCAGUUCUAUCAGGUUGUAGCCAUUCCGGAUUAUUAUCUGAAGGUCAUCAUUACUUUGAUAUGUUGAUUCAUGAUCAUGAAGUGAAUCCAACAUGUGAGCAUUUUUCCUGCAUGGUGGAUUUACUAGGGCGUGCAGGGCUUGUUGAAAAGGCAAAAGAUUUUAUCGACAAAAUGCCAAUGGAACCAAACGCUGCUGUUUGGGGAGCUUUGCUGGGUGCUUGCAGGAUUCAUGGCAAUUCAACAAUGGCAGAAACUGCUUUAAAGAAUCUUGUUAAUUUAGAUGCAGAGGAUUCUGGAAGCUAUGUUCUCUUAGCCAAUAUUUAUCUUGAUUUGGGGAACUUGGAGAAUGUCUCAAAUCUUAGACGAUUUAUGAAAGAUAAAAGAAUAAGAAAGGAUCCAGGAUGCAGUUGGAUUGAAGCAGAUAACAGGGUUCACGUAUUUACAGCAAAUGAUACUAAUCAUCCAAAAAUCAAAGACGUUUAUGACACGUUAGGGGAGGUUAUUAAAAUGAUAGGAGAAGCAGGACUGUAUGUUAAGAAAACCAGUUCCAUGUAUCAUAGUGAAAAGCUUGCAUUGGCGUUUGGGUUGAUGACUUUACCAGCAUGGAUGCCGAUUCAUAUAGUGAAAAAUCUUAGAAUAUGCAAUGACUGUCAUCAGGUAAUGAAGUUGGCAUCUCAUGUUACCUCAAGGGAACUUAUAGUUCGAGAUACAAACCGUUACCAUCAUUUUACAGAUGGGUGUUGCUCGUGCCGGGAUUACUGGUAAAUUGGCGACAUGAGGUAUGAUAUACUUUACAUAUUGUUAGCAAUCUUUAACUCAAAAUUCACAUUAAAACCAAUGAAUUAAUAAAAUAACUAACACUCUUUUUGCUGAA
This is a messenger RNA of Erigeron canadensis, 2785 nucleotides long. Its product is annotated as pentatricopeptide repeat-containing protein At4g21065-like. Bases 1 to 2676 code for a protein of 891 amino acids. NCBI's taxonomy places the organism in Eukaryota, Viridiplantae, Streptophyta, Magnoliopsida, Asterales, Asteraceae. Gene Ontology annotation, biological process: RNA modification. The record is from RefSeq and is a predicted model, not a curated record. The transcript has a single exon. Gene Ontology annotation, molecular function: protein binding; RNA binding; zinc ion binding.